GGAGACUGUUUUCAAAAGGCAGGACGGGGUAACGCUGCAGCCACCGAGGACGGAUCCAGCGGCACAUUUUCACACCAAGACAGGUUUUUUAACGCUGAGAACGACACGCUUUACACUUUUUAAUCGGCUGUAAAUAAGGUUUUCGUUUGAAAGUGCUCGUUUUUAUUUGAAUUAAGACGUAUGUGCAGUCUGAGGAGAAGCUAGCAUCGAAGGAGACGCUAACGUCGAAAAGGGGUUGAUAACAGUUUGACCCUUUUAGUAAUUACCGAGAUCUGUGUAGGGUUUUAAAAAAAAAUAUUUUAAUAAUUUAAUUCAACAUGAGUGCAGGCGUUCCGAAGCCGGCCAAUCCGUCGGCACAUGGCGACCCGAAAUCUGCUCCUCUCAAAGAAAUCCCCGACGUUUUGGUCGAUCCACGCACCAUGAAAAGAUACACAAGAGGCAGAUUCCUGGGGAAAGGGGGUUUCGCCAAAUGCUACGAAAUCACAGAUGUAGACACCAAGCAGGUUUUUGCUGGGAAAAUCGUGCCAAAGUCCCUGAUUCUGAAGCAGCACCAAAGGGAGAAAAUGACCUCGGAAAUCGCCAUUCAUAAGAGUCUGAACCACUCCAACAUCGUGGGGUUUCAUGGAUUUUUUGAGGACGACGACUUUGUCUUUGUCGUCUUGGAAAUCUGCAGGAGAAGGUCCUUGUUGGAGCUGCAUAAGCGUCGCAAGGCUGUGACUGAGCCUGAGGCGCGUUACUACAUGAUCCAUUUGCUGAAGGGAGUCCAGUAUCUGCACAAUAACAGAGUCAUCCACAGAGACCUGAAACUGGGAAACAUCUUCCUGAAUGAUGACAUGGAUGUCAAGAUUGGGGACUUUGGUUUGGCCACAAAAAUUGAAUUUGAUGGGGAGCGGAAGAAGACCCUUUGUGGAACUCCAAAUUACAUUGCACCAGAGGUGCUCUGUAAGAAAGGCCACAGCUACGAAGUGGAUGUGUGGUCACUAGGCUGCAUAUUGUACACUUUGUUGGUGGGUAAGCCCCCAUUCGAGACUUCCUGUCUAAAGGAGACCUACAACCGCAUCAAGAAAAACAACUACACCAUCCCCUGGCACAUCAACCCAGUAGCGUCGUCUCUGAUCAAGCGGAUGCUGCACGCCGACCCAGCCCAGAGGCCGACCAUCUCUGAGCUCAUAUCAGAUGAGUUCUUCACAACUGGAUACAUUCCAACACGUUUGCCCACCACUUGCCUCACUGUGCCUCCUCGGUUCUCACUCGCCCCCUCCACAGCUGCUGAGCUCAGCCAAAGGCGCCCCCUGACUGCUAUUAACAACAAAGCAGGGUCAGAGAAAGUGGAAGUGAAGGAUGAGCCUGUACAAAGAGAGGCUGAACCAUCAGACUGGCACCUCCGGGACAUGCUGCAGCAGCUUAACAGCAUCAUCGCCGCUAAGCCCGCUGAGAAGGCAGUCAUUCGCCAAGAGGAGGCAGAGGAUCCGGCCUGCAUCCCCAUCUUUUGGAUCAGCAAAUGGGUCGACUACUCUGAUAAAUAUGGUUUGGGCUACCAGCUCUGUGACAACAGCGUGGGCGUGCUAUUCAACGACUACACACGGCUGAUCAUGUACGCUGACGGAGACAGUCUACAGUACAUCAACAAGACAGCGGCUGAAUCCUACCUCAGCGUGCGCUCCUACCCCCAGACACUCAACAAGAAGAUAACGCUGUUGAAAUACUUCCGUAACUACAUGAGCGAACAUUUGCUGAAGGCCGGUGCCAACAUCGCGCGGCGGGAAGGAGACGAGCUGGCGAGGCUACCGUACCUCUCCCUGUGGUUCAGAACGAAGAGCGCCAUCGUCCUGCACCUCACAAAUGGAACCGUACAGAUCAACUUCUUCCAGGACCACACCAAGCUGAUCCUCUGCCCGCUGAUGGGCGCCGUGACCUACAUCGACGAGAAGCGAGAUUUCCGCACGUACAAGCUCUCUCUGUUGGAGGAGUUCGGCUGCAGCGUGGAGCUCGCCACCCGCAUCAGAUACGCCAAACUGAUGGUGGAGAAACUGCUGGACAGCAUGGCCUCCACCGCCGCACGCUAGACCACUACUCAACCAAGUCUUCCAUCGGUGUCUGUCACCGACCUCCUGUCUCAAUCAACCUUAAAUGUACCUAUAUUUUAUUGAAAUAUUGUGGUGUAAUAACUUGCGUUUUCACUUUCCUUUUGUACAUGAUGUUGAAUUCGAUCAUUGUUUUCUCUUUACAUACUAUUAAAGGUUCAGUAUGUGAUAUUAAUGUGUGCUUGUGUUGGAGUCUGUUUUAUGCCUUCUGCAGCUUCCAACACAAACUUCAUGUAAGCGUCUCUGUUUUCCAUAUGGAACCUUUCAGUAGUCUCUUUGGCUGAAGCUCAUUCUUGACGCAUGUUCCUCCUCACAUCAUUGUAGCCGUUGAGUUCUAAUCAUACGUGUUCAGAUUCAUCUUGAAGUUGGAACAUUCCAUGAUUUUCAGCACCGACUGUUCGUUUGCAGAUUUUAUACUUGAAAGGACAAUGUGUGGUGGGGAUAAGGACUCAGAUUUUGUGUGGAUGGAUGGAAUGUUUCGCUGUCUGUUUUUUUUUUUUAUUUUUUUUUUUUUAUGUGACGUAUGUAGAGAAACAGACCGUCUUCAUCAUGUACAUUCUUUCUGUAGAUCUUUUUACUGUUCUUUUUUUUUUUUUUUUUUUAGAUGUCUUUUUCAACAAGAUGUACAGCUCUGUACAUACCUGCUGAAUGUGGAUAAGUGUUGUAAAGAUGGUUUAAAUUUACACAAGAUUAAAUAAAGAUUUUUCUGUACAAGACAAA
Molecule: messenger RNA, 2804 nt
Organism: Sphaeramia orbicularis (orbiculate cardinalfish)
Lineage: Eukaryota; Metazoa; Chordata; Actinopteri; Kurtiformes; Apogonidae
Gene: plk1
Product: polo-like kinase 1 (Drosophila)
Exons: 11
Coding region: 318-2066 (582 amino acids)
Biological process (GO): mitotic spindle organization; protein phosphorylation
Cellular component (GO): centrosome; kinetochore; nucleus
Molecular function (GO): protein serine/threonine kinase activity; protein binding; ATP binding
Source: RefSeq, a predicted model, not a curated record